UUAUUGGGAUUUUUUUUUCGGUAAUCUCCUUCAUAUAUUUACUCAAAUUUCUUAAUCAACUUUCUCUCAUUACUUAUAUGGGUUCGUCCCUAUCUACAUAAUCGUUUCAAAAACGUCCCACGUGAAUCACUAAAUAGCUGAUAAUUUUCAAGACCUUUGAUAGCUUACAUCGUGAAAGAGCUAGUUUUUCCUGGUGGGUUUUCCUUGGUUUGUCAUAUGAUGGCUUCGUCACUGCUGAGUGGAGCUGAAAGCAAACUUAUUACAGGUUUUGGGUCGGAACUCCAUUUUAGGCCGUUGCCCAAAAAGGGUCUUGCUUAUUAUCCAAAAAGAUGGUAUAUUUCAACUUUGGCACCAAAAUGCAGUUUAUCUUCAUCAAGGCCAGUUUCUCAACCCAGGUUUAUUCAACACAAGCAAGAGGCUUUUUGGUUCUAUAGAUUCUUGUCAAUUGUUUAUGAUCAUAUUAUAAAUCCAGGGCAUUGGACUGAGGACAUGAGGGACGAGGCACUUGAGCCUGCUGAUUUGUUUAGUAGACAUUUGACUGUGGUUGAUGUUGGGGGCGGUACAGGGUUUACUACUCUUGGGAUUGUUAAACAUGUUGAUGCUAAAAAUGUGACCAUUCUGGAUCAGUCACCGCAUCAACUUGCUAAGGCUAAGGAGAAGGAACCUUUGAAAGACUGCAAGAUUAUUGAAGGUGAUGCUGAAGAUAUCCCUUUUCCUACUGAUUAUGCUGAUAGAUACAUCUCUGCUGGAAGUAUCGAGUAUUGGCCAGAUCCACAGCGUGGUAUUAGGGAAGCAUAUAGGGUACUCAAGAUAGGAGGCAAAGCCUGCAUAAUAGGACCUGUUUAUCCAACAUUUUGGCUGUCUCGAUUUUUUGCGGAUGUGUGGAUGCUAUUUCCCAAGGAAGAAGAGUACAUUGAGUGGUUUCAAAAGGCUGGUUUUAAAGACGUCAAGUUAAAGAGAAUUGGUCCAAAAUGGUAUCGUGGUGUCCGCCGUCAUGGCUUGAUCAUGGGUUGCUCUGUUACUGGUGUUAAACCUAUGUCCGGAGAUUCUCCAUUGCAGCUUGGUCCUAAGGUGGAGGAUGUGAAGAAGCCUGUGAAUCCAUUUGUGUUUCUCACACGUUUCAUUCUUGGAGCAUUGGCAGCAACUUAUUAUGUGCUUAUUCCAAUAUACAUGUGGAUUAAGGAUAAAAUUGUACCCAAAGGUAUGCCCAUUUGAGGGUAUAGAAGAAGAGAGAGACGGAGAAACAAACUAGAUGCUUAGACGUUUUCGCGGGAUAGCAGCAGCAUUAUCACGACUAUGCAGAAAUAGCAUUUUUAAGUACAUGUUAAAUAAGUUGACUUACUGGAAGACAUUUAGUGUUGCCUAGGAUUUAACAAGUAGUUUAAGAAAUUUUUUUUUUUGCCCCUGGGGUUUGGGGAAAGUACCUUGUUAGUGGAACUGCGAAACCCUGCUAUGAAUUUUGUGAGCUACUGGUAUCACAAUUCUGUAAUCUUUAGUAGAAAUGUUCGAAGUUUCUUAUGGUCUACCUCAUGUUCUAAUUUUCUCUA
Molecule: messenger RNA, 1547 nt
Organism: Coffea eugenioides
Lineage: Eukaryota; Viridiplantae; Streptophyta; Magnoliopsida; Gentianales; Rubiaceae
Product: 2-methyl-6-phytyl-1,4-hydroquinone methyltransferase, chloroplastic-like
Exons: 3
Coding region: 217-1215 (332 amino acids)
Biological process (GO): methylation
Molecular function (GO): 2-methyl-6-phytyl-1,4-benzoquinone methyltransferase activity
Source: RefSeq, a predicted model, not a curated record